UUCCUUAAAUUUUAAUAAUUUACAAUAUAUGUUUUCUGUACUCUUACUUUUCUUUGCCAAAAAAAACUCGGCUGUGAGAGUUAGGAGGUUAUAGACGCCGAAAAGAAAGAAAAAUCCAUAUGUUUCCUGCUGAAGAACGAUGUCCAUCAUCCACCUUCCGUUUCCUCCAUCUCAACCAGUAUCUCUUAAAUUCAAACCUCUUUUCUACUUGCCCACAUGCCCAAAACUUAAACUUCCUCUUGCAACCAGCUUUAAACCCUUUUGUUCCUCCAAAGUACCUUCUUACAUUCCCUCCGAGCCCACAACCCAAAACUCCCACUUUCUCUCUCAGACCUUCCAUUCCCUCAAUUCCCUCAAACCUUACGUUCUCUCCCAGCGCACUCCCAUUCUCUUUGGAUGGCUCUGCAGCCUAGUCUCCGUUUAUUCUCUCUCCAAGGUCGUAGCCAACAUUGGCAAAGCCUCAGCUUUUAUGGGCAACUUCGAUGGUAUGAGAUUGAGGAGCGAAGGCUCAGUUUUGGCCUUGUUAGUGCUCGCAAGGCAUGUAGCGUCUUACUGGCAGCAAGCGUUUCUCUGGGACGCGGCGUUGAGCGCCGUCUACGAGAUUAGAGUUCAAGUUUUCAACAAGGUUUUGGAGAGAGACUUGGCGUUUUUUGAAGGUAGCGGCGGUGUCUCGGCGGGAGAUAUUGCUCAUAGGAUUACAUCCGAAGCCUCUGAUGUUGCAGAUACUGUAUAUGCUUUGCUCAAUACUAUUGUACCCAGUACUUUGCAGCUGAUAGCAAUGGGGAUGCAGAUGUUGGCCAUCAGCCCCUUGCUGUCUUUGAUAUCGGCAACGGUGAUACCAUGCAUGGCUCUUGUUAUUGCCCAUCUUGGCGAGAAACUUCGUAAGAUAUCUAAGGAUGCACAUCUUGCUAUAGCUUCCAUAUCAGCCUAUUUAAAUGAGAUCCUUCCUGCAAUUCUUUCCGUGAAAGUGAACAAUGCAGAGCUGUGUGAGAAUGUUAGGUUUCAGAUGCUUGCUCGUGCCGACCUCUCUGCACAUUUGAAAAAGAGGAAAAUGAAGGCGCUUGUUCCCCAGAUCAUACAGAUUUUAUAUUUUGGAGCCUUAUGUAUACUCUUUGCCGGUUCACUUGCAAUUUCAAGAGGUUCUUUUGACAGCUGUAGCAUGGUUUCAUUUUUAACAUCACUGGUUUUUUUGAUUGAGCCAAUUCAGGGUGUUGGGAGAGCAUAUAAUGAAUUGAAGCAAGUUGAACCAGCUAUUGAGCGCCUAUUUGAUAUGACCAGGUUCAAAUCAAUGGUAAUGGAGAACCAAGAUGCUGCUGAUCUCAACCAUGUUGCAGGAGAGUUGCAAUUUUGUGAUAUCUCAUUUAAGUAUGCGGACAAUAUGCCUCUUGUUUUGAAUAAAUUGAACCUGCACAUCAAAGCUGGAGAAACAGUUGCUCUUGUUGGGCCCUCUGGUGGAGGAAAGACUACCCUUGCAAAACUACUUCUUCGGCUAUAUGAUCCUUCAUCAGGUUGUAUAUUUAUCGAUGGUCAUAAUAUCCAAUGCAUCCGGUUGCAAAGUCUGAGGCGACAUGUUUCCCUGGUUUCUCAAGAUAUAAUGUUAUUUUCAGGAACAGUCGCUGAAAACAUUGGAUAUAGGGAUCUGAUGAAAAAUAUUGACAUGGAGAGGGUAGAGAAGGCGGCACAAACUGCGAAUGUAGAUGAAUUUAUUAGAAAGCUUCCAGAAGGGUACAAAACAAACAUUGGACCGAGGGGCUCAGCUUUGAGUAGAGGCCAGAAGCAAAGACUAGCUAUUGCAAGGGCACUGUAUCAGAAUUCUUCUAUACUGAUUUUGGACGAAGCUACUUCUUCUCUCGAUAGCAGGUCUGAAUUAUUAGUGAGACAAGCAGUGGAGCGCUUGAUGGAAAAUCAUACAGAUAUGGAUACAUCAAACCCUGCAGUUUUCGUAAAUGCUGAGCUGCUGCACAUGCAUGUUGGACGGAGGGUUCGGGCAUUGAUUCAGGUUAUCCGAUCUGAUGGUGGAAAUGUAACUGGAAAAUCUACAGAUGAAAACCAGCUAGUUGUUAAAGGAUCGCCACCCUUUGCCCUCACAACUUUUGUUGAGGUCAUUGGUGUUGCUGACAGUGAAAAAUCCAUUCGUGCUGAAGUUUGGACCAAUUUUGGCGAUACAAUUGACACGCAUAGCUACAAUCAGCUUUGUCAGCUUGCAAAUGGGGAAUUUAAACACUUGUUCGUUUGAGAUACAAGAAGCUCACUAAGUAUUGGAAAGUGCUUCCGACCUGUGGGAAUUUAAACAGGGAGAUACUCGUGAAUGUUUAGCCAAUCAUGUAGUCUUUAAAAGUGCUCUUGGAUAUUUCUUGAACCUUUUGAAUGCGAUUGUAAUCUGCAAGUAGAGAGCCUUAAACCUUCCACGCAAUUCAAUAUACGCUGGAUCGGUGGGAGUUAUAUUUUUACAUUUAUGAGCUGUUGAAUACUUUUAACCCUCACAGGUUGAUUCCAUUUUCAACAAAUUGUCUGCAAUGCCGUUGUAAAUUGCCUGCUAUAUCGAAUAAUUAAUAGUUGGGUUUUAUA
Ziziphus jujuba (common jujube) is the source of this 2568-nucleotide messenger RNA. RefSeq names its product replication protein A 14 kDa subunit B. Lineage: Eukaryota; Viridiplantae; Streptophyta; Magnoliopsida; Rosales; Rhamnaceae. Gene Ontology annotation, cellular component: nucleus; membrane. Gene Ontology annotation, biological process: DNA recombination; transmembrane transport; DNA replication. Gene Ontology annotation, molecular function: ABC-type transporter activity; ATP hydrolysis activity; ATP binding. The coding region runs from base 140 to 2236 and encodes 698 amino acids. The transcript is spliced from 11 exons. The record is from RefSeq and is a predicted model, not a curated record.